CAACUGCGCCCUCAGCCAAGCCCAGCGCGCCCCAAACCCCCCAAAACGGCGCCGCCCGGCUGGUUUUGGGCUGUCAGCAGCUGUCCGGCGCUGGGCAUGGAGCGUGUGCGGGGAGCUGGGGCCGUGCUGGCGGUGCUGGUGGUGCUGGGAGCCCCCCCGGCUGCGGGCGAGGAGCUGUCGGGGGUGUUCCAGGAGUUGACUAUGAGCGAGUGUUACUUCAUCAACGGCACCGAGCGGGUGAGAUUCUUCGAGACAUUCAUCUACAACCGGGAGCAGUACGUGCACUUCGACAGCGAUGGGGGGGUCUAUGUGGGGGACACACCGGACGGGGAGGAGGUUGCCAAGUACUGGAACAGCGACCCGGAAUGGCUGGAGCACAGACGGUCUGCGGUGGACCUAUGCCGGUACAACUACGAGGUGUCCACCCCGCUCCUGGUGAACCGCAGAGUGCCCCCCAGCAUGUCCAUCUCGCUGGUGCCGUCGAGCUCCCAGCCCGGCCCCGGCCGCCUGCUCUGCUCCGUGAUGGAUUUCUACCCUGCGCCGGUGCAGGUGAGGUGGUUCCAGGAUGGGCAGGAGCUGCCGGAGCACGUGGUGGCCACCGACGUGGUCCCCAACGGGGACUGGAGCUACCAGGUGCUGGUGAUGCUGGAAAUCCCCCCCCGGCGCGGGGUCACCUACAGCUGCCAGGUGGAGCACGUCAGCCUGGAGCACCCCCUCAGCCGGCACUGGGGUACGGCCCGGCCCCCCCAGCACCGGGGGCACAGUGGGGGCGACUGGGAGGGAGUUUGCUCCUCGCCCGCAGCCGGGGGGGCUCCCAGCACCACCAGGACCCCCAGCACGGCCCCAGCUCCCCGCACACAGUGA
Molecule: messenger RNA, 864 nt
Organism: Pseudopipra pipra
Lineage: Eukaryota; Metazoa; Chordata; Aves; Passeriformes; Pipridae
Product: class II histocompatibility antigen, B-L beta chain-like
Exons: 4
Coding region: 97-864 (255 amino acids)
Biological process (GO): antigen processing and presentation; immune response
Cellular component (GO): membrane; MHC class II protein complex
Source: RefSeq, a predicted model, not a curated record